Messenger RNA from Aspergillus homomorphus CBS 101889, 2376 nucleotides. Its product is annotated as glycoside hydrolase family 92 protein. NCBI's taxonomy places the organism in Eukaryota, Fungi, Ascomycota, Eurotiomycetes, Eurotiales, Aspergillaceae. The transcript has 6 exons. Gene Ontology annotation, biological process: carbohydrate metabolic process; glycoprotein catabolic process; protein quality control for misfolded or incompletely synthesized proteins. The record is from RefSeq and is a predicted model, not a curated record. Bases 1 to 2376 code for a protein of 791 amino acids. Gene Ontology annotation, molecular function: peptide-N4-(N-acetyl-beta-glucosaminyl)asparagine amidase activity; carbohydrate binding. Gene Ontology annotation, cellular component: nucleus; cytosol.
AUGGCACCAGCUUCGCUUGCAGGGCUUCUCGGAGCCUUUGGGCUAACAGUUUCAGCUUCUGCUUCUGUGGCCGGACGAGUCGUCAAUGAUCCUAGCACACCGUUUGAUGUACUCGAUUUUAUCGACCCUCUUAUUGGGACUUCUAAUGGAGGCCACUCAUUCGCUGGGGCAACUUUGCCCUUUGGAAUGGCCAAAGCCGUGGCAGAUACUCUUGGAGAGAAUCAGGCCGGUUUUGCCUAUGAUACGCAAUACGUCUCCGGAUUCUCUCACAUGCAUGACUCUGGGACUGGUGGCUCGCCUUCUUUGGGAAACUUCCCUCUUUUUGUACACCCAAGCUGCCCCCGCGAUGACUUAGACCAAUGCGCCUGGCAGCAGUCUGCUCGCGCUGUAGCAUGGUCAUCGCCGCAGGCUCGACCAGGAUACUUCUCAAUCUCGUUAGAUAACGGUCUCCUUGCUGAAAUGACCGUUACUAACCAUUCCGCGCUGUAUCGUUUCACUUUUCAGAAUGCUUCUAGCGAGCCACUAAGCCCUAUCGUUCUCGUUGACCUUUUGGAUCUGCCUCAGUCCCGCACCAACGGCACAGCAUCAGUUGAUCCGUCAACGGGAAGAUUGACAGGCAAUGGCACUUUCAGUCCUAGUUUCGGCAUUGGGACGUAUGACCUGCAUUUCUGCGCGGACUUCAAUGGGGCUCAAGUCCGGGACACCGGCGUUUGGCAAAACAACCGGGCGGGUGUGAACCAGACAGCCUUAUCGCUUACCUUAGAUGGCAGUAACUCUGCGUCGACUUUAAGCGGAGGUACAUUCGCCAGGUUUGAUGCUCCCAGAGAUAAUAAUACGCUUAUGGCCAGGGUUGGGGUGAGUUUCAUAAGCGUGGAACAGGCGUGCUCUAAUGCAGAAAAGGAGCAGCCCAAUUUUGACUUUCAUGGAACAGUGCAAGCAGCGGAAAAUGCAUGGAGAGAAAAACUGAACGCAAUCAGUAUCAAUUCAGAGGAAACUUCGACCGAUCUGCAGAAAGUGUUCUGGAGUGGCAUUUAUCGUGCAAUGAUCAGCCCACAGGACUACACAGGAGAGAACCCACUCUGGCAAAGUGAUGAGCCGUACUAUGACAGCUAUUAUUGUAUAUGGGACUCUUAUCGCGGUGUCCAUCAACUGCUGACAUUGGCGGAUCCUUUGUCCCAGUCUCUGAUGUUGCGGAGUCUUAUCGACAUUUAUCGCCACGAAGGCUAUCUUCCCGAUUGCCGUAUGUCACUCUGCAAAGGCUACACCCAGGGAGGUUCCAAUGCAGAUGUCCUUCUAGCUGAGGCCCUCUUAAAGAACGUGAGCGAUAUCGAUUGGGCGACCGCGUAUGAAGCUGUGGUGAAAGAUGCUGAAGUCGAGCCUUCAAACUGGAACGUCGAGGGCCGCGGCGGCCUCACUAGCUGGAAGACACUCAACUAUAUUCCUACCGAUGAUUAUGAUCCUUAUGGUGUUGGACUGCACACGCGCAGCAUUUCAAGGACAGUCGAGUACGCCUACGAUGAUUGGUGCAUUGCCGAGAUGGCCCGAGCUCUGGGCCAUCAGAGCGAUAACGAGAAGUACAUGCAGCGCGCUAAGAACUGGCAAAACAUGUUCAAGGACGAUCAGCAGUCAACAAUCAAUGGGGUAGACACCGGAUUUACUGGCUUCCUCCAGCCUCGCUACCCGAACGGAACAUGGGGCUACCAAGACCCGAUCUUCUGUAGCCCCCUGUUGAACUUUGACUCGUGCUACCUCAACGCCAACGGCCACGAAACUUAUGAGGGUAGCGCUUGGCUCUACUCAUUCUACGUCCCGCAAGACAUGUCCGCCCUGAUCAAACGCCUCGGUGGACGAGAGACAUUUGUCUCUCGGCUUUCAUACCUGCACAACUCCGGUCUUCUCUACGUCGGCGACGAGCAGGCCUUCCUCACUGUUCAUCAAUUCCAUUACGCCGGACGCCCCGGUCUCUCCACCAAACAAGCUCACGCAUAUAUUCCCUCCCAGUUCAACACCUCGGUGUCAGGUAUCCCCGGCAACGACGACGGGGGCGCGAUGGGGGCGUUCGCCGCUCUGAGCAUGAUGGGCCUGUUUCCGGUCCACGGACAAGAUGUCUACCUGAUCAAUCCGCCAUUCUUCAAGGAGGUCAGCAUCCAGAACAAGGCCACGGGGAAGGUUGCGACAAUCCGUAAUGUCAACUUCGACCCGACCUAUCAGUCAAUCUACAUUCAGAACGCUACACGAGAUGGUCAACCAUGGACCAAGAACUGGAUCAGCCAUGACUUUUUUUUCGAGGGUGGAGUGCUUGAGCUUACGCUUGGUGCUGCAGAGAGCGAUUGGGGGACCCGAGAUGAGGAUCUGCCGCCGAGUAUGAGUGGUUGA